Aspergillus nidulans FGSC A4 is the source of this 1251-nucleotide messenger RNA. RefSeq lists its product as uncharacterized. The transcript has 12 exons. NCBI's taxonomy places the organism in Eukaryota, Fungi, Ascomycota, Eurotiomycetes, Eurotiales, Aspergillaceae. Bases 1 to 1251 code for a protein of 416 amino acids. The record is from RefSeq and is a predicted model, not a curated record.
AUGUCUACAACUCCGCAAAUUCCAGGUGCUAUUGACGUUCCAGAACAGAACGGCUAUACCUAUAUUGUCCCACUUGAUCCGAACCGGACUCAAUACCAUGCUCGCCAGUUGGAGCGUUAUGAUGCUCAAUCACCCUAUAUUCGAGGCAGGGUUACUCGAAUACAGUACCAGUGUUCAGGCGUUCGAAUAUGCUCUUAUCUCCAUCCUAACCUUAGAAAUAUGCACCAUUACAAGGUUACAGAAGAUGACUGGAACUAUAUCCGACAGGAGCGACAACUUAUUGAAGAGACAGAAAUGGAUCCUAAAAAACAGAAAGCAAUCUCACAUUUCUUUGGUGUGCUUCGUGUAUUUAAGAGACAUCAAGCUUGUCGGCCGCAACAAGUAGGGUGUGCUCCUAAGAUGGUACUUGGCGAAGCUGCUCUUAUUUACCGGGAGAAGCUUGCAUUUUAUCCUGAUGGCCAAGAUCUUAAUGCACUACAACUAGAAUGCGACCGGAAUGAAUAUCUUAAGCAUUAUGUGCGAGAAAUCUAUCAUGAAGGUGAUAUUACAAUUAUUAUUUGUAUAUUGCAAGAUCAGGCCAAGCUAUUUCAAAGCCUACGCUCAUUUGAAGUUGACAUGUCCUUCAAACGCGUACGUGAGGGCAGGUUUAACGAGGUUAUCUUUGCUGUUUUUUUAGAGGAUCAUGGAAAAGUUAUCACACUCCUUCGUGCGUUUAUGAACCAACAAACAGGCCGUGCCUACUAUUUUCUAUUUAAAAAGGUCUUUGAGAUGAUUCAUGAUCUUUCAGGCCAUCCAGUACAGUUUUUCCAUCUUCAUGGAACCGGCAUUGAAACUAUCGUUGUUGAUAUGGAUGAAGGACAGAGGGACGUCUUAUUUAAGGCAAUGAUUAGUCUUUUACAUGCCCCUACCCGAGCCCAGUAUAUGGAUAUUUUAGAGCAAUUACUAGAGGAUCCAACUCCAGGCGUGGCAACUUGGGCUGAACAUAAGCUGCAUCCGCAUUUUAAUCAAACCCGUAUGCAUACCAAUGCAGGUGAACAAACCCACCAAAAAUCAUAUGCUUUUAGUGGGAAGCACCUACCAAUUCUAAAGGCAGUUACUAGUGCAUAUUUUCUUGAUGUACGAGAUAUGCAUCAGUACUCUGUGCGGAUACAUUAUAACAUUACCCAUUCCUAUCGGCCAGACGAUGAGAUCUCAAGAAUUACAGAGAAUUUAAUCAGGGACCAAAGAAGAACGACCCCCGUAAUCAGGUAA